Messenger RNA from Tachysurus fulvidraco (yellow catfish), 4876 nucleotides. RefSeq names its product wingless-type MMTV integration site family, member 9A (gene wnt9a). Gene Ontology annotation, cellular component: extracellular region. Gene Ontology annotation, molecular function: cytokine activity; frizzled binding. The record is from RefSeq and is a predicted model, not a curated record. The transcript is spliced from 4 exons. Gene Ontology annotation, biological process: cell fate commitment; canonical Wnt signaling pathway; neuron differentiation. Lineage: Eukaryota; Metazoa; Chordata; Actinopteri; Siluriformes; Bagridae. Bases 77 to 1162 code for a protein of 361 amino acids.
UGUGUGUGUGAUUUGAGAAGCAGCAGGAGCAGGAGCUCAGACGGAGCGCAAUGGUCUGCUGCAGAGACGCUGCAAAAUGCCGGAUGGACGAGUCGCCGUGAGGGCAUGGAGCACUCUCACUCUCAUAGCGGCGCUGUGCAGCCUCCCACCCCCAUCCCACACCUACUUUGGGCUGACGGGGAAUGAGCCCCUGUCCAUGCUACCUCUGAGCUUCCAGCCCGAGGACGGACCAGCGAGGGCACACUACAAACUCUGCGAUCGGCUCAAACUGGAGAAGAAGCAGCGCAGGAUGUGCAGACGAGACCCAGGCGUGGCCGAGACACUCGUGGAUGCCAUUAGCCUCAGUGCACAAGAGUGUCAUUACCAAUUUCGCUUCGAGAGGUGGAACUGCACCUUAGAGGGGCGCUACAGAGCAAACAUUUUAAAAAGAGGUUUUAAAGAGACGGCGUUCCUCUACGCGAUCUCCUCAGCUGGUUUGACCCAUGCCAUGGCUAAAGCAUGCAGUGCAGGACGGAUGGAGCGCUGCACUUGUGACGAGGCUCCAGACCUGGAGAACCGAAAGGCCUGGCAGUGGGGGGGCUGCGGGGACAACCUCAAAUACAGCAACAAGUUCGUCAAGGACUUCCUGGGCAAGAGGCCCAACAAGGACCUGCGAGCCCGUGUUGACAUGCACAACAGCCACGUUGGCAUGAAGGUCAUUAAGGAUGAGGUGGAUACAACCUGUAAGUGUCACGGCGUGUCAGGCUCGUGUACGGUGCAGACAUGUUGGCGUCAGCUAGCGCCAUUCCACAAAAUCGGCAUGCUUUUGAAGCAGCACUACGAGAAAGCACGCAAGAUAGCCAGCGCCACCAACCAGGCGAAAGGUGAGGGCGAGCUUCCCCACGCACCACCUCGUACCCGAGCCGAGCCUUUCUCACGCACCUCUGACCUCCUGCACAUCGAGGACUCGCCCAAUUUCUGCCAGGCCAGCAUAUACUCGGCUGGGACAGCAGCACGAAAGUGCCACAAAGACAAGAACUGUGACGCCAUCUGCUGUGGGCGUGGCCAUAACACGCAGAGCCGCGUGCUGACCCGGCCGUGCCAGUGCCAGGUGCGCUGGUGCUGUUACGUUGAAUGCAAGCAGUGCACGCAAAAAGAGGAAGUGUAUACAUGCAAGGGGUAACAAAUAAUACCCCAGCAGCCACACAUCACGGACAACGAGGGUUUCUGAGCCUGACUGGAAAAGUGACGGACGGUCGUACACUUUCAGACCGAAAAAAAAAACCAACAACAAAAAAAAAAGCAAUAACUUCUCUCUUCUAUCUCAAAUGGACGGAUUUUAACUUUUUUGGUGAAAACUAUUUUCCAGGGACUUUUUUCCUUUUGACACUCUGGAAACCUUCAGAAAAUUAACCAGGGGAGAAAAGUUGGUCUACAAUCUCAUACGUCAUGAGACUGUGUGUGUGUGUGUGUGUGUGUGUGUGUGUGUGUGUGUGUGUGUGUGUGUGUGUGUGUGUGCUUGCAUGCUAUCAUUAUACGUGAGAAAAAAUACCGACGGGGUGUGAGAUUUGUUCGAGAAGCACAUACCUUCUUCACCCACACUACAGUGUGUAUAUGCACCAUGUACAUAGAUUAAAUUGUAUUAUAAUUAUUUUAUAUAGAAUAUAUAUAUAUACCACUUAUCAGAAAUAUGUCAUAAGAAAAAGCAGAGAGUAAUAACCACUAAGCACGACAGUGUGCUCUCGUUCACUUGGAUUUUCUUCGAUUUCUUGACAAAGCCCUUUAUUACCAGACUUAGCUUCAGGGGACAAACGGACAUGUGAUUUUAGAAGGUCAUCAGAAAUGAAAUGUUUCCAUUCCACACGAUGUAGUCACCAGCCCACAGUGUUAAACCGCUAGCUAUAAACUCCAGACGACUUCAGUUAGCAUGGUUAGCCUUGUUGCUGUAGAAAAUGACAAACGCAACAAAAGCCGAGUUAACACGGCGAGUGCGUCUCGGCUGACUGACUACAUUUAGGCGAUAGGGACAACGUGGACAUUCAGUUUUGGUCCAAAUAAUCACUUUAAAUGUUUUUGACUUAGCAAUGUUGACUAUUCAGGGAAUCUUCUGUAAAACCACUAAUCAUGUGAUCCAUCGUAACAAAUCCAGUGUUGACUCGUUGCUCCGAAAGCAAUCUGACGGUUUUAACAAGAGCCUGAAUAGACAGCGCUUCCACUGACAUCAAGGCUGCGUCCCGAAAGCUAGCGUGCACUACACAUGAGCGUUAUUCAUAAGAACAACAGCUAGCAAAUAACGCAGGAUGAUUUUGCUAGCUAGCGAAGUAGCAGAUAUAUUUAACGCCGAUAUAGAACCAUGUCGGAUCGGAAAAUAUCACUCAUAACCUCGUGACGUCUGACGGAGCUUCAAAACGGUGGUUUGAGCAAGAACAUUAGUGUUUGAGAUGAAGUCUUUGGCAACAAUGCUAACAUUUGGGACGUAGCAUGCAAAAAAAAAAAUACAUAUAUAUUUAUAUGUCCCACUGACUUCUUAUAUAUAUAUAAAAAAAGUGUACAUUUCUAAAUUGCUAUGGAAGUAUACUUCAGUAUAUGAUACUAAAAUCAGUUUAGGUAUUAGUCUAGCUAGCGCUUAAACUAACACAUGCUAGCAAAUCUGUGUUAGCGAGUUACAUGUUCUCACAGAAGCAACCGGAAUUAGACUUCAGUACAGUCGGAAGGUUAAAUAUUUAGUAUAAAAAAGAUCCUAUUAAUUUCCAAAUAAAUCAGUUUAUUAGCGUUAGAAGUAAAAUUUCAGUAUAGCGACUUAAGAUCUAAACGUCAGAUCCACACACACACACCUUCCAUGCUACAUGCUAAUGCAGUGGCUGCACACGCUGAUAUUUUGACGAGACAGAAUUCUAUACCCUGUAAAUAGAAAUGCUUUCUAUAGAACUGCCUAUGACAAACUAAGUGCGCUCAUAUAUACAGAUAUAUAUCGCGUAUAAUUUUUAUCGUUUAAAUACAUUUUUUUUUGUUUGUUUCAGUACGAUUGAACUACUGAAUGAGACCCCGAUUAGCGAAACAGCACAGUUAGCGCACUGAAGCUUUCCCAGUAUUUAUGGAUGUGUAUUUAUAUAUGAACAAAUAUCUGGCUACAUAAAGUUGUAAAUAGUUUACGGUUACGUUCCUGUGGUGUAAAGCCGAUUUUGAGGCACAUGCGCAGAAAUUCCACUGCGAAACUAACGUCCAAAACAGAGAAUUUGUCAAUAUCACAGCGAUACUAGAGUGGCUAUUAUUUGUUAGGCGCACACGUAUUCCUUAGCUAAAAAAAAAAAAAAAGUAAAAACAAUUUAGCAUUGCUAGCAUGAAUUACCAUGCACAUAUUUUUCUAUUCUUCUGUCCCCGUAUUAACUGAUACGCAAGUUCACAGUAGCACAGCUGCAUUAGCUUAGCAUCUGUUAUUCGUUUGAGAUUCAUGAGCAAACUUAAUAAGCAAAAGAGCUAACGAAGCCAUGACAGCGUCCAGUUUACUCAUGAAUCUUGGGUUAAUCAAAAGUUUUAGAUUCCAGGAAAAAAAAAAAAAAAAAAAAAAACAUUGACGUGCCUUGACUUUCUGGGUGUGUGUAUAAGUGUGUCACAUCAGUUUUCAGCUGAAUUCCAGACAGUUUUGUGAGAAGGACGGAUGGUAAUUAAAGCAAACCUCACACGCUACAUGCAAACCAUAAUAGCAAAGUGGAAGACGUCGGUGUGCAUUCCUCUAAACCACAGCUGCACAAAACAUGUUAGCAUUCGCUAAACGUCCUCGGCCUCCAGCACACGCGUUCACAAACGCUGAAAAAGAUCACUGAUGUUGCUAAUUAGCACGGCUGCUAGGCACUUUCCCUCCAGGAUAACGCAGCGGCCGCGUUUUCGUUUUCUCAGCAACAAAACACGUGAUCGGUGUGAUGCUAACGUUGUGUUUUAUGUCUUCCGAAUUUUUAAUCUGUAAAGAAACUCUAUUUUUUAGGGAAAUUUUAACGACAAAUUAUAAAUUAUUUUUUAAAUGUUUUAUGAGCAUGUGUACAUUUUGUACAGAUGAAAAUUUUGUAUGGCGUCUUUUUUUUGUACCGAUUAUUGGUGGUUUUGGUGUUUCUUUUUUUGGGGAAGCAGUGUGUGUUUAAAAUUCAGCGUAACUGUUAGAUAAAUCAGCAUAAUGCCAUUAAACAAUGAUAGCUGUGCUGUGAACAAUGACUGGACCCCUCGGUGUACGUCGUCACUACGGGGACAUGAUAUAUAAGGAACUGAAAGAAUAAUGAUGAAAUGUUUUCUUGCAUGCUUUAGCAUUUCUACCCAGGUAGCAGAUUUAGAUGUGUAGCAUUAAUCUUAAAGGUGAACUGUAGGGUUUUAAACUGUUUCAGUCCAACUACGAGCAUGUGUUUUUAUUCCAUCAGUUAACAAGAAUUAUAGUCUGUCGUAGUCUUUGGCUGCUAGCACUGCUAAAGUGUCUGUCUCUCAGCCAAUGAGAACAAAUGUAAGUAGACUGAUGUUAGCAAAACAUGCUCGAUUAAGUACUUAAUAAGUGAUGGAAUGAAAGCAGCACUUGUUAGUGCACUUGUUAGUUUAGGUAGUCCCCUUAGUUAUGUCCCCUUGUCCAGAGGGGUCCAGUCACUGUGCCGUUCUCUCAGUUUGUGUUCAGUGAUUAGUGCAAUUCCACAGCUUUGUUUUCCCAGUAAAUUUCCUCUCUGGGGCAGUGGUUUGUUUCACUAUCCACUCUGUCGUGUCUUAUUAUGGGAUGCUCAGAUGAUUUCCCUCUACCUCAUGUGUAUAGCCUGUAGGUAUAAACUGAUCAUGCGUGACUGGUAAGAAUGUAUUUAAGUUAUUUAACAUCUUUGUAUAACAAAGGCAAGAAAAUCUGAAAAUAUUAAAUGGAUUUUUAAAGAAA